Messenger RNA from Mangifera indica (mango), 426 nucleotides. RefSeq names its product probable LRR receptor-like serine/threonine-protein kinase At3g47570. The transcript has 2 exons. The coding region runs from base 1 to 426 and encodes 141 amino acids. Lineage: Eukaryota; Viridiplantae; Streptophyta; Magnoliopsida; Sapindales; Anacardiaceae. Gene Ontology annotation, molecular function: protein kinase activity; ATP binding. The record is from RefSeq and is a predicted model, not a curated record. Gene Ontology annotation, biological process: protein phosphorylation.
AUGCUGAAUGGGAAAUUGGAGAUGUGGCUGCAUCCUGGGGAAGCAGAUAUGCAGUUGAGAAGAUUAAACUUUCUCGAAAGCAUAAACAUUGCUAUUGAUGUGGCUUCUGCAUUGCUUUAUCUGCAUCGUCACUGCCAAAUCUCUGUGGUUGAUUUCGAUCCAAAGCCAAGCAAUGUUCUCCUUGAUAAUUAUCUGAUUGCUCAUGUUAGUGAAUAUGGUUUGGUAAGGCUCUUUUCAAAAUCUGGUAAGGAAGCUUUUCUGAAUGAGUUCAGCUCAGUUGGAGUGGAGGGAACCAUUGGUUAUGCUGCACCAGAAGAAUUUAGACGCUUCAUAGAUGACAUAAACCUUCACAACUUCAUCGAACUUUCAUUGCCAGAUCAAGCAAUAGAGAUUGCAGAUCAGUCAGUUCCCUUCGUUAAGAAGUAG